CAGGAAUUCCGGGGGCUUUGUCUUCUUCCUCUUCGAAUCUCUUCUUUCUACUCAGAAACAGAGCGAACGCUGUGGUCCUUGGAUGUCCUGUCUGCACACUCCAAUAGCUCCAACCGUCCUAAAGUCAUUGCCAUUGAACAGACUUACAAUGCUCCGUCUUGCCCAACCUCACAUCGGUCUCAGCCUCGCACGUGACAUCUUGAUACACCGCUGUCGCCCUCCUGGUGUAUAUGCAUAUGCGCAUAGCCUUCACAGAGCGUGAGGGUGCGCACACAAUGGCAGACACGAACCGGCCUGCGCAUGCGCAUGCGCAGCGUCCGCAGUCACCUCAUCCCAACCUGCGCGCACCUCUCUCUCUUCCACUUCACCCUCGCACACGAACCACCCAGCAACCAGAACCAAGUCAGUUUUCAACAGUCAAUCAUGGCAUAACAACAACAGUGUUGCCGUAUGUUUUGAAGACGCCUCCUCCUCUAAGGAACCGAUCGCGAGAGUCUCCAGCAUUGUUGUCGCCUUCAGGUCCGCCGACGCUUCGUGCUGCUCAGAUCGACAACAGCUGGCUGUCCAGUCCUACCAAAACACCAAGAUCGACACAACCUAUUCGACGCGAGACUUCUAGAGAUCACUUACCGUCAACACCAGAGAAACACAAGAAGACGUCCUUGAAUCUCAUAUCACCGUCCGCGACGCCAGCCAGCAUCCUCCCAAUCCGGAACAGAAGCAAUUCAUUCCCCACGAGACUGGCAACGCCACGACAGGCUGAGCAGGAUACCAGUAUCAUUCCCAAUCCACUACCAACUCCAGUCAAGGCAGUGAGACGUCGAGUGGUCGUUAAGAUGGCAGACAUAGAAAUGGUCAUGGGUGAGAAUGAUGAAGGAACAGCAGCCAACCAGGCCGGAGCUGGAGAGUCAGCAAUGUCGAGCCCAAUGAUCGUCCAAGCAGUCCCGGUACCCGACAUUGAGCCACUCCUCCCACAAAUACCCAAUCCGCGACUUGUCCAGAAAUUCCAGAUCGGCCAAGAGGUCUUCCUACUCGACAGUCAUGGCAAUAGCACCAUCUGCUCGGACACCAUUAACCCUGCUCAUAUGCAUAUGUCUAUGCUUUCCUUUGAGAACCCGAACUCGGUCGGCAAUACCUACAACCCCCAUCAGAUGGACACGCCCAACGUCUUCAUCAUUGAGCGACGACUGCGCUGGUUUUCCGAAAAUGGCCAGCCCGCGCCUGAUGACGGUGCGUGGCUCCUGUACAAGUUGAUUCCCAGAGACGGGUACGGGGAAGAAAAAAUGGUUUCACUCUCCUACUGCCUGAUCCAAGUGCGGUUCAAGCCUGGCGACACGGUCAUUUACCUCAAGAAGGGGGUCGCCAACCACCACGUCACCAAGUUGGAGGCGUUGGUGCGCGGGGCCGAGGUGGUCGGCCGCAAGAGAGUGUACACCGUCUACCUUUGGGCAACCGAGACGGUGGUUCUCCAGGUCCAUGAUGAGGACCUGGAGGACGUGGAUGAGUACUUGCGCCAGGAGGGCCUGGGACACCAAGAGCUGGAGGGUUGAGUUGCGCGGUUGGAGCGUUGGGGGGUCGACAAUACUGAUACCUUGGCGGCAACCUCCUGUACAAACGAGGCGGCUUUUACUUCCUGGAUGGUUAGCAUCCGUGAGCACAAUGUGAAUGAUUGAAACAGA
Molecule: messenger RNA, 1679 nt
Organism: Exophiala dermatitidis NIH/UT8656
Lineage: Eukaryota; Fungi; Ascomycota; Eurotiomycetes; Chaetothyriales; Herpotrichiellaceae
Exons: 1
Coding region: 231-1550 (439 amino acids)
Source: RefSeq, a predicted model, not a curated record